Ictidomys tridecemlineatus (thirteen-lined ground squirrel) is the source of this 886-nucleotide messenger RNA. RefSeq names its product C-C motif chemokine ligand 14 (gene Ccl14). Gene Ontology annotation, cellular component: extracellular region. Gene Ontology annotation, molecular function: chemokine activity; CCR chemokine receptor binding. Gene Ontology annotation, biological process: inflammatory response; positive regulation of cell migration; chemokine-mediated signaling pathway. The record is from RefSeq and is a predicted model, not a curated record. NCBI's taxonomy places the organism in Eukaryota, Metazoa, Chordata, Mammalia, Rodentia, Sciuridae.
AUGAAGGGAGACUGCAGACCUCAACUCACUACCCCAAAUGUCCUCUGGUCUCUAGAUCCUGAAUCAUCACGCCCCACCUGCCCUUGUUAGGAGACCUGAAACUGGAAUUGGGCACAGGACACAUCUCAGCCUUGAGACCUUUGGCUGAGGCUGAGACAGUGCCCCAGCUCCUAUCUCGUGACCCACAUCAGGGCAAGGGCUUACAUCAGAGGAGUUAUUCCCGCUGAGGAUGGGAGGCAAUUUCCUGCCUGGAAUCUUGGCUCUCCAUGCAUCCUUCACACCACCCUCCACAAAUCGGCAGGAUGUGAAAUCGCUGAGUCAUCUGCUGCUUCCUGGUUCCUUUCAAAAAUCUCAGUUCCCUUAUUUGAAAAAAUAGACAUAUAUUUAUUUGCCUCGGUGAUCAUUUCUCAACACUCCCUCACCCCAGGAGCCUCGGGAGCCCCCGGCAGGCCAGCUCUCCUCCUGAAGAAAUUCUCCAUGGCCACCGUCUCCCUCCUCCUCCUCCUCCUUCUCUCUGUUGUCCUAGAGGCCAAGGUCCCAUCCUCCUCACGAGGACCUUACAACCCCUCAGAGUGCUGCUUCACCUAUGUUUCCCAGGCACCCCCGCGUCGUCGGAUUAUAGACUAUUAUGAGACCAGCAGCGAGUGUCCCAAGUCUGGAAUUGUCUUCAUCACCAAAAAGGGGCACCCCAUCUGUGCCAACCCAAAGGAUGAGUGGGUCCAGGACUAUAUCAAGGAACUGGAGGAGAGCUAAGUGAUCCAGAAGCGCUGGAGAAGGGCUCAGCUCAGCCGAAAGAAAUGAAGAGGCCAAGGCCCCUCCACCCCAACCUUCCCCCACCACUCCUGGGAGCUGCCCUGCCUUGAAUUAAAGACUCCCUCAUGCCUUU